This is a messenger RNA of Spirometra erinaceieuropaei, 76 nucleotides long. The record is from the annotation of a GenBank genome assembly. NCBI's taxonomy places the organism in Eukaryota, Metazoa, Platyhelminthes, Cestoda, Diphyllobothriidea, Diphyllobothriidae.
UGAGGAGGAGGAGGAGGAUGAGGAGGAGGAGGAUGAGGAGGAGGAGGAGGAGGAGGAGGAGAAGAAGGCGACGUAG